Molecule: messenger RNA, 1109 nt
Organism: Serpula lacrymans var. lacrymans S7.9
Lineage: Eukaryota; Fungi; Basidiomycota; Agaricomycetes; Boletales; Serpulaceae
Exons: 4
Coding region: 152-1018 (288 amino acids)
Molecular function (GO): peroxidase activity
Source: RefSeq, a predicted model, not a curated record
GAACCAAUCGCUUCCCUUGACAGACAAAAAACUUCCGAAAAGAACUCGGAGAAGUUGCAACUCAUGAUGCAGUCAUGUCCCUCUUAUUCGCCUCCCCUCCAUAUAUCAGCCAGCCCCGAAUCCCAGGUUGGUCUCUCCCACCCCAUCAACCAUGUCGUUCGUGUCAAGGAUCCUCUUCAAGAUUGCGAACGCAUUUCUCAACGCUGGGAUCUUCGUUUGGGAUAUCAUCAUUACCCUCUUGAACCUGGUUCUGCCAAAGAGGGCAGUGGGUCAUGUCACCCCAGAAAGUCACCCAGGAUAUCAUGGGUACUGGCCCGAGUACAAGCCCGCACAAGAGGGCGACAGCAGAUGCUCAUGCCCUGCUCUCAAUGCAAUGGCCAACCACGGCAUUCUUCCUCGCAAUGGCCGUGGAAUCACAUUCAAAGAAAUGAAUGCGAAAAUCCGUACCACAUAUAAUUUCGCACCUACCUUCUGCCUAUUCGUACCCAACUUCGCUGCAAACAUGUUGAACAAGAGCUAUCGUACAGACACGUUUGACCUCGAGGAACUCGAUCUACACAAUGGAAUUGAACACGACGCCUCUCUCACUCGUGUCGACACUGCCGCGAACCCAAAUCAGUCCGUAAUCCACGCUCCAUUUGUUGAGGAAUUGCUGGGUUCGGCAUCAGGAAAGGCUGCCGAUGGGCAUCAACUUCUAACUUCUAAGGACUUGUCAAGAAUAUCCGGAAAGCGCCGCGUUGAAGCACGAGCCAAUAACCCCGACUACACAUUAAGCUUAUUUCAUAAGAUGUUUGGCAGCUCCAACUCGUCAACUCUUUUGACCAUAUUCGGUGGUAGGGUGGAAGACCUCAGAUCAGUGCUGCUCGAGGAGCGCCUUCCUAGCGGAUGGGAGUCGAGAAUCAGGCAACCGUAUGGUUUGACGAUGUGCAACUUCAACAAAACCGUGUUGGCAGUGGAGUUCGGAAUCAAGGAGAAAGAUCACCCUGUGCCAGACAGUAACAAACAGGACAACGUAUGAUCAUGAAUCUGAUGACUUUCCCCUAUUACAUUAGUGACAAUCCGCUUAAAAUAACGAUGAUUAUGAUCUGUGUUUCAUUCCCGAAAAUGUG